Messenger RNA from Scleropages formosus (Asian bonytongue), 2417 nucleotides. RefSeq names its product BTB/POZ domain-containing protein 10-like. Bases 446 to 1888 code for a protein of 480 amino acids. NCBI's taxonomy places the organism in Eukaryota, Metazoa, Chordata, Actinopteri, Osteoglossiformes, Osteoglossidae. Gene Ontology annotation, biological process: positive regulation of phosphorylation. Gene Ontology annotation, molecular function: protein binding. The transcript has 8 exons. Gene Ontology annotation, cellular component: cytoplasm. The record is from RefSeq and is a predicted model, not a curated record.
UAUUAUACGAGCUUCUCUUGAGAUGGCCCAGAGCUCGUCACAGUUGGAGCGGGAGAAAUAAAGUGAACUUGGGAGGAGGACCGUUUCCUCUCCUCCUCCUGACCUGUUUGUAAGUGAGGCAGUUUGAAGCUGAAGGGCGACCGAGUUCUUGCGCCACCCUCCUCUCCGGCGCUUCGCGCGUUUUGGGUGGAAGCGUCGCCUCGCGCCCGCAGCCCUGGACCCGCAUCGCGCUGCUUUGAGUCCGAUCGUCGGGUUCGAGCGCGCGCUGCCUCCGCGUCACACUCACAGCCUCAGCCGUGCGAGUCGCCGCUCCCCCCCGUCUGCUCCGAAUGGCUCUACCUGCGUCUCCUGCGCGCCUCCUUCGUCUCCGUCUCCUCCUCUUCCUCCACGGAGCGUCGGCUCCCGGGCGCGCCUCCGAGGGGAGACAUGCCCGACUCUGAGAGUGAUGCCCGAGGAUGUUGUUGAAGCGGUCGGCGGGGCUGCGUGGUUCGGCGGAGCGGAUCCCCUGUGCGCUGUCUUCCCGCGACUCUUCCCCUGCUGUCUUGCCUUUAGUUUGCCGCGCGGUUCAGACGGCACCCAUACUCGAACCUCUCGACUCACAUCUGACUCGGCAAAGAUGAGCCUACAUGGGGCCGGUGGAGGCUACGACCGUGUCCGGGACCAUAGGAGGCGCCGCUCCAGUGACCGCUCCCGGGACUCCUCUCAUGAGAGGGGUGACAGCCUGCUGACCCCCUGUAUCAGGAUCGUGGCUUCACCCACCCGACAGCAGACUAGCGAUCGUGAUCGGGACCCCAGUUCACCAUCACGGACCAGUCCCCGGCCCCACAGACGUUCUGGAAGCACCCUGACUGGAGCGGAGGCUUCCUGCAAGAUGUCUGUGGAGGAUGACAUGGUCUUUGUCUAUGACAAUGCCAAGGAGGUAGGACGUAAUACCAGGGUCUCCGAGCGGGUGACGCUCAUCGUCGACAACACCCGCUUCGUGGUUGACCCGUCCAUCUUCAUAGCACAACCCAACACCAUGCUGGGGAGGAUGUUCGGCUCUGGAAGGGAGUACAACUUCACACGACCCAACGAGAAGGGGGAGUUUGAGGUGGCCGAAGGCAUCAGUUCCACUGUCUUCAGGGCCAUUCUGGAUUACUACAAAUCUGGGAUCAUCCGCUGCCCUGAUGGCAUCUCCAUCCCGGAGUUGAGGGAGGCGUGCGAUUACCUGUGCAUCUCCUUCGACUACAGCACCGUGAAGUGCAAAGACCUCAGUGCCCUCAUGCACGAGCUGUCCAACGACGGUGCGCGCCGGCAGUUCGAGUGCUACCUGGAGGAGAUGGUUCUGCCCCUAAUGGUCGCAAGCGCACAGAGCGGCGAGCGGGAGUGCCACAUUGUGGUGCUGACAGAUGAUGAUGUGGUGGACUGGGACGAGGAGUACCCGCCACAGAUGGGCGAGGAGUACUCGCAGAUAAUAUACAGCACAAAGCUUUACCGUUUCUUCAAGUACAUAGAAAACAGGGACGUGGCCAAGUCUGUAUUGAAGGAGAGAGGACUGAAGAAAAUCCGACUAGGAAUUGAAGGCUACCCAACGUACAAGGAAAAGGUGAAGAAGCGUCCAGGCGGUCGCCCAGAGGUCAUUUACAACUACGUGCAGCGGCCAUUCAUCCGCAUGUCUUGGGAGAAGGAGGAGGGCAAGAGCCGCCACGUGGACUUCCAGUGCGUGAAGAGCAAGUCCAUCACAAACCUGGCAGCAGCUGCUGCCGACAUCCCCCAGGAUCAGCUGGUGGUGCUGCACCCAGGUCCACAGGUGGAUGAGCUGGACGUGCUUCCGAACCACCCCGUGCCUGGCAGUCGCUAUGGCUACAGCGGUGAGGUGGAGGCUGACGUCCCCCCACCUCCUGAGUGAACCUCAAGGAUCAACUGUACUGUAGCACCCAGCAGGGUUGCUGGACACUGGCAAGAGCGCAGUCGACUUUAAAUUUUUUUUUUUUUUUUUUUAAAGUUUAUUCCAGAUUUUGUUUUGUACUUUUUUUUUUUUUUUUUUUUUUUUUUUUUUUACUGGGGCAUUCAAACAGAAAUGAGCACACACCCUUGUCAGCUUGGACCUAUGCUGGAGGUCAGACUUCUGCCUGUUUCUCAUGUGAUGCAGUCUUAACUGCUGCCAGGACCACACUUCUCAGGACUGCAGCUCUCUGAGCUCACCGUGGAGCCUCUCAGCUUCCUCACAGAGAUCCACGUCACCUUUACGACCACCCCCUCCCCCCCCUUCCCCAACAGCCACAGUAAGAGAUCACCAGCCCGCCGUGUUGAUCACUAGCCAGGGUAUAUUCUGCUUGGACACUUUCCUAUAGUGAGAAGUUCUUUUAACAUUUAAGAGAUACAUAAAUUUCAAUAUAUAUUGUUUUAAUAAAGGCUUUGAAAUCACUUUGAGAACA